AUUUUUGCAAUACUCCAAACGAUGAUUUCAUGACUUCAAUUUCGAACUAAAGCUUCCCUUUUCCCAGAGUCCAAACACCAACCCAUUACAUUGUUCCCCUAUAUAUUACUACAGACAGUUAACAAUGGAGGUUCAAAUCACAUCAAGAAAGCUCAUCAAGCCAUCAGUUCAAACGCCUCCUCACCUUCAAAUUCUGAAACUUUCGAUUCUUGAUCAGUAUCCAUAUUAUGUACCCAAUAUUUUCUACUACACCAAUGCCAACCACGAAAUAGAGAACAUCAACACACAGAACCUAGUUGAGCAGCUAGAGAAAUCAUUGUUAGAAGUCUUAACGCUCUUUUACCCUCUAGCAGGAAGAUUCAUCAAAGACAAACUCAUAGUUGAUUGUAAUGAUGUUGGGGUAGAAUUCUUGGAAGCUAAAGCUGAUGGAGACCUCAGUCAAAUUCUCCAGCAAGAGCCCAAACCAUACGAGCUGCUUCGUCGUUUUGUUCCUUCUUUAGCAGAAUCUGCCACUAGUCCUUUAUUGGCUAUUCAAGUUAACAUUUUCAAGUGUGGAGGGCUAGCAAUCGGUGUGCUCAAUUCGCACAGGAUAGCUGGUAGAUGGACCAUGUCAAGAUUUAUCAAUGCAUGGGCUACAACUCAUUUUCAUGAUCAAGGGAUUAGUAAAGUUACUCCUCAAACCUUCGUUUCACCAUUCAACUUCCCGGAUUCCAGCAGGCUCAGGUUUCCAGUACCUCCACCUCACAUGGCUAGUAAGAAAAUUGUCUCGAAAAUAUUUCGGUUUGACAGGGAAGCAAUAGAGAAACUGAAAUCUGAAGUAAUUAGCGGUGCUGAUUCUGGAGUCAAGCAUCACCCUUCGCGUGUGUAGGUGGUCUCAGCACUUAUAUGGAAAGCUCUUAUCAGUGUGGCCAAAGAGAAGCAUGGAUACCUCAGGUCUUCUUCAAUGAGUCUGCCUUUCAAUUUGAGAGGAAAAGUUGGUGUCCCGCUAGAUAAUCAAUGUGGAAACCUUUGCAGGCCUAUCUUAGCUCGGUUCGAUGCAAAAAAUCAGAGCAAACUCGUGUUGAGUGAGCUUGUGAGUUUGAUAGGAGAUGCUAAGAGAAGAGCCAGUUCGGAAUGCGUAAAGGCCAUAAACAUUGCUGAAAUGUUUUGAGUGGUGACUAAUUCUUUUGCAGAGAUGUU
Populus euphratica (Euphrates poplar) is the source of this 1179-nucleotide messenger RNA. Its product is annotated as acetyl-CoA-benzylalcohol acetyltransferase-like. Lineage: Eukaryota; Viridiplantae; Streptophyta; Magnoliopsida; Malpighiales; Salicaceae. Bases 125 to 868 code for a protein of 247 amino acids. The transcript has a single exon. The record is from RefSeq and is a predicted model, not a curated record.